Messenger RNA from Alosa sapidissima (American shad), 837 nucleotides. RefSeq lists its product as uncharacterized. The coding region runs from base 53 to 736 and encodes 227 amino acids. The transcript is spliced from 5 exons. The record is from RefSeq and is a predicted model, not a curated record. NCBI's taxonomy places the organism in Eukaryota, Metazoa, Chordata, Actinopteri, Clupeiformes, Clupeidae.
CAUACAGUUCGAGGGCCUAAAACAGUCCCUUGGUGAGGGACACAUAAACAAGAUGGUUGAGGAUGUUCACCAAUGGGCAGAGAAGGCUUCUGUAGCAAACAGUCCUCUUCAGGACAAAAUUGAGAGCCUCUUCCUCUCCAUUAAACAAAGGAAAAUGGACCUGUACCGACACAAUGAUACCAACAAAUUCAGGAACAGAAUCCGGAAAAAAAUUGAAGGAGAUAGAAUGACCUUAAAAAGACUGAUUCUGCAGUACAAUUCCACACCUCUGGUGGAACAGUUGGAUAUAGGAGGUGUUAUGGCCAACUUAGCCAGCAAUGCUCCUGCUGUACAGCUAUGGCCAUGGAGUGGAGGAGAUACAUGCAACCUUCUUGAGAAAAAGAAAGUCUUUGAUGUGGCCAUGGCAAGACUGCGCUUGGAAGAGGAGAAAGCCAUUUUGGAGGGAGAGAUGGCCCAACACUCAGCCUCACUCAAAGCAGAGGCAGAAGCAGUGAGGAGGGAAAUACAUGCCCAUAGAUGUAGAGACUCCCUAGAUGAAACAUGUAGCCAUCUCUGUCUGUUAAGGUCAAAGUUGGCCCAACUCCAAAAACAUUUAGAGGUGGUCUGCCAGGCAUACAUGUCAAACGCAGCAGUAGUGGACCCCAAUGAUAAUGAGGAACAAUGGAUGACAAAUGACACAGACGAAGAUGAAAGCGGUGGAGACAGUGAUGGCAAUAACGAUGAAGAAUGUUAUUAAUUAGGAGAUCGUCUGAGCCCAUAAGUAUUACCAUAUUGAUAGUCCGUCACAGGCAAAGACUAUCAAGAUGGGGCAGUGUUAACCAUCUGAAAUUGAUUUGG